UCCGCGAUUCAUUUGCUAUAAUAAUUUUCUGGUUGCAAAAUAAAUUUGUAAUGCAUUUUAUCUUUUUUCAGAAGCCGUAUUAGACGCUGAACAAAAACGAGUGAAUUAUCUAUUUUUUUCAAUAAAUAAAUGUGAAAAAAGAAAUUUGAUAAAAAGUUUUCGCAUUGUUACUAAUGCGAAAGGACUUUGUGACUACUUUAUAAUAAAUAAUUAAACGACAUAAGAAUAAAUAACUUAACGAAACGAAACUAAUACAAAUAUUAUUACACAACGCAUUGGACAUUGUAUAUCCCCAAUAGUGGACACUAAAGACGAAACUUACUAAAAUAACGACGCAAUGAGUUCUGUUUCAUCUGCGGCCACUCAGUCAGCCGCCUCGACCAUGGGCACAGAUUCCACCAAAAGACUACAGAUCACACACGUCGAUGCAUUUGGUCCGUAUUUGCGCAUCUACGGUCAAAUGAAUGCGGACGCAAUGGCAGGGGUGCGCAACAAAAUCCAGCAAUUGUUGCACACAUGUCUAGCCAUAGACCCAACGUGGCCGGUACAGCGACAACUGGUACCAUUACAUAUUGGCACCAUGUGCCUUUAUAAGAGCACCAAAGGUUCAGCGCCCGUCGACUUUGAAUUCGUGCGUGUACGUAUACAGGAUGUUAUAACGAACAUUGGGCAAGGACAGAAACCGCUGGUCAAAGUUGAAGUAGAGUUUGUCGACUAUGGCGGAAAGGCGCUGGUAGCCAGUUAUGAGCUCCUCUUCCCCGAGCAGCAGGAUGCCUUGUCCUCUAUGCCCACAAUAUGCGCUCCCUACAUCCUACUGGGCAUUUGUAAAGACUUCAAGCCAGCGGAGCUGGAAGAAAUUUCCCGCAUAAUCAUGCGUCAGACACUAGAAAUAUCCAUUGAAUUUGAAUUUAAGCAAUAUAAAUUCAUUACUAUGAAAUGGAAGGAAUUUAAUUUUGCUGAGUUUUUAAUACAUCAAAAGAAAAUAGGUGCUCCAAUCGCAAACGAAUUGCUACGUGACAAUUUUACUAAAUAUGUCAAGCAACAAAUACAAAAGCCCCAACAGCCCAUAAAGUCAGCCAUACCGCCACAACCACAGAAAUCGCACCACUUAGCUGCGGCUCAACAACAGCAACAACUGCAAAAGCAAACUAUGCAGAUGUACGCUGCUGCCGCCAGCAAUGUUAACAAUAACAAUUAUUAUGCUAUUAAUCAUAACAAUAAUGUAGCACCUGUCGGCGGUGUAUAUCCUGCUGUCGGGCGUUCGCUUACUUCGCGUUUGCAACAAUUUCAGCUACAACAACAGCCCGCCCAUUUGGCUUUGCCACCACAUUUGAUGAUGAAUAUACAACGUCCUAUACAGCCACGCAUGCCUCACACAAUCGGUAACUUGCGAUCGCUUUACGUACCCUACGCUACUUCCAACUAUCAACAACAUAAUUCCUAUAACGGCUUUCCACAACCCGCUGCCGCAUCAAUAUCGGGUGGUCCAUAUGCCACCACAUAUACAACACGGUAUCAGCGUCCGCAACCACAGCAGCAGCCAUUAGAUAUAUCUCUUAGCUCAGAUAGUAGUAACCAAUCGUUAAAAACUUCGCCGCGUCGUGCUACCACUGCCACUUUUAAAACCAACAAUCUAACUGUUGGUAAAACUUACGACGUUUAUGUUAGCUUUGUGGAAAACGGGCCGUGCUUGUUUUCGGUGCAAUUGGCGAAGGUACAGGAUAAUUUAACCGAAAUGAUGAACCGUAUUGAACGCGUGCAGCUGAAGCAAUUCUCUGAUAAGCCAAUUUUGGGCACAGCUUGCAUUGCACGCUACUCAGAGGACGGCCAGUUGUAUCGCGCACUGAUUACUGGCGUUCAACCCACUGCAUGCAAAGUUGUAUAUAUUGAUUAUGGCAAUGCCGAACUUGUCAAAUAUAAGGACUUGUAUGAAAUACCUGACGAGUUUCUUGAGGCGAAAGCAUUUGCCAUACGCUUCACACUAUCCGGACACAAAGAUUUGGAACCCAUUGAUGAGAGCUUAAAAAAGGCAUUCAAAGAUCUUAUGAUGUAUAAGAAUUGCCAAUUGAAAGUUAUGCCGUUAGAGGGUCCACCCUUGGUCCAGUACUGCGAGUUAUAUUUACAGCAGCAAAACAAUGUACUGGAUGUGCUGAAAGAGAUUCAAAAGUGUCGUUUGGUGUAUCCGAAGUCGGAAAAUUUAAACAACAACGACAUUGUUGAGAUUCGUUACAUCGAUUCACCUAAGCAUUUUUAUGUACAAAAGGUAGAUAACAUCGUGAAGUUCGAGAAACUCAUGGACGAUAUGUAUUUGUAUUAUAAUAAAAAUCAAGUUGUACCAAAUCACCUGGCCCUUGGCGCCCCCUGUAUCGUGAAGUAUGACAACGAGUGGUAUCGUGCCGAAGUAAUGCGCGCGGAUUCGACGGCUAUAAUUGUGCGACAUGUCGAUUUCGGCUACGAACAAAAAGUCACCAAAAACUUGCUGAGCACUAUUGCUGAGAAACACUUGAAACUGCCACGACAAGCGGUACAAUGCUGCCUCAAAGGAUUCGAAAAUAAUGAGCUAAACAAAGACUUAGCCACCAAUCAAUUUGAAAUGCUCGCGGAAGAGUCGAAUCGCCAACGGCGUUCGUUCACCGUCAAGGUCUUCCGCAUACAACCCGAUGGCGUACAUUUAGUGAACCUUUGCACUAAAGACUUAAAUGUAAUGAAGAAGCUUUACAAGUUGUCCAUGCCGUUCGAACAGUACUUAACAUUAGAGAAAGAAGAAUUUAAUAUACAUCCCCAUAAUGGACACCAGAAUAGAUAUGUUGCUGCUGGACAAGAAAACGGAAAUAAAACUCCAUCAAUUGCUUCCUCAAACGAUGCAGCGUCGCUGCAUUUGAAUAAAAAAGGGGUGCAAAUACUCAACUCGACUAUGCAAAGCGACGAACAUCAGCAACAGAAAGCUCAACAGCUCCAGCAGGUGCGAAAAUCAAGUCCACGUAAUCUCAAUAGCAGAGUUGGUAGCACUGCAAGCAGUGCUCCACCCAGUAGUAUUCAGGGAACCCUUUCAGUGGAGUGGGAUAAGCAGAGUUCGGCCAGCUCCAUGGAUAACCGAGAUUCGCGUUCGAGUUCUAGUGAACUGAAACAGGGUAAACGCCAGGCACAACAGCGGCAAGGACGCAAUGCACAAACACAACAAAACAACUUGAAUAUUAGCAAUACUAGCAGUGGUGGCGAUCGCCGUAGCGUUGGUAGUGCAGCCAGCAGCGCGGCUAGCUUUAAUCACAAACCUCGAGGUGGCGGUCAUCAGAUACCACCGCGAUUCCAAAACGAAAAUCGUCGCCAGAAAAAAGAACAGCAGGCCCCAGUAACGCCACCACGUCAACAACGGCCACAGAAUGCGCCUCAAGGUUAUUCACAGCAGCGCAACAAGACUGCCAAUAACGCCACCACUACUUCAUCACAGCGUUCCAACGACGCCGCUUCCGAAGUCGCCAGCAAUGCUAGCGAACCAUUAAGUACUCAGUUGCCAGAAGAAUACGUGCCACUAAAUCAACCAUUCCCAGUACAGCAUUUGGACACGCCAUCUCGCGAAGAGGUGAGCAUUUGCUGGUGGAUUUCGCCACAUCAGUUCUAUACGCAUCUCAAAUCACGUCUUCCUGAAUUCGAACGUCUGAUGCGUGAUAUGCAGCAGUUCUAUAAGAAGAAAUCCCUACAACAAUUGCAAUUAAAAGUUGGCUCGUUUGUCAUUGCACGAUACCGCAAAGAAAAUCUACUAUAUCGCGCACGCAUACUCGCUUGCAAUCAGAUGCUGCGUAAAUACAAAGUGCACUUUGUUGAUUUUGGCAAUCAGUAUACCGUUACUUCCGAGGAUAUAUGGCAAGUGGAAAGGCGUUUUUCUACUUUUCCUGUCAUGGCGCAUCUAUGCAGCUUUAGCGGCAUAGUCUCAAACUAUGACCACCUCUACAUAAUCGAUCGCAUGGAAAAGUAUUUGCCUGCAGGUGCCACGCUGAAUUGUGAAUACAUCGAGCGAGAGCUGGAAAUGUACUACGUCAACGUCAAAUUAAAUGGCGUUUCAUUAAAAGAUACACUUAAGUCGGAGGGUAUCAUUACCGAAGUAGCGCCUGAUUUACGCAUAAGUUUGUUAGCUGGACAACAGAUACGUGUAAAAAUCACUUACGUAAAGGACAUGCUCAACUUCAAAAUACAUGUGGAGGGUUUGCCCGAUGAUGUGCAAUUACUCAGCUCAUAUGACGAUGUGCGUUAUGUAAAAUCAAAUCCAGACGUGGCCUUUAAAUUUAAGCAAUUCUAUGAAGGGAAAUCGUGGGUCGUUAACAUCAAAGAUGUCAAUGACAACAAAGUCAUCCUCCUACGCCCACUUGUGCCACUGUUGAAGAAUGAUGUAUCGACGUUCAUUUGUCAGCCGCCGAUCUUGUUGGAGCGUUUCGAAGGGCGUGUUGUGCACGUGGAAAACGCGUACCGUGUAUUUGUGCAUGCAAUCGCCACAGAAGAAAAGAUGACUGAGUUGCUAAACGAAAUGUAUGAAUAUUAUGAAAAUAACGGUACUCCAUUAACCGAAUAUGAGCCUGAAGAAAUUUGUGCGGCGUUGGGCAGCGAUGGUAAUUGGUAUCGCGCGCGUAUCACACCACAAAGCACCAAAGACGCCGUUGAGGUACGCUACAUAGACUAUGGAAACGCGGAAACGUUAGAUGAAACGAAAUUGAAAAGAUUAGAAGAAAAAUUCUUCAUUAAUUGUAAUGCAUUUGCAAUUGAAUUAAAUCUCCCAGUGCGUACUUUGAUCGCAGAUGCACAACAUAAAGGCUCAAAAUCAAAGAAGACAACAAAUGUAUCGGCCGAUGCGGAUGCUGCCGCUGCGGAAAAGUUAAAGGAACUAACAUUAGAGGGGGAACCUGUAUUGAAUGUGAAGGCCUUAGAAGUGCAACAUAACCACCUAAUUGCUGAGCUCACGUUGCCUAAUGGCGACAAUGUGGUUGAUGCGUUGCUACAAAUGCAGCUGAUCAAGUCACGUGAUUUAGAUUUCAUGCGCAAGCAUUUAGAAAAGGAUAACACAAAUAUGUUUGAAUACAUUGAGUUAGUGGAUUUGACGAUCGAAGAGGAAGAGGAUAGUGAGAAGAAAAUUAUAGGCAAGAGUAAGAAUUCAUCUUCACCAAAGAAGAAGAAGCAAGCGAAAACAGACGAAAAAUAUGAGAAGGCAGAACUGCAGGCAAACAAGAAGGAGAAGAUACCGAAACAAGUGGAGGUAGUUGGAGCUAAAGAAGUAGAAAAGCAGACCGUCGCUGUCGAGGCGCCCAUUAUCAUGGCAGAAACGCCACCACAAACACCUCCUCAGACAGAAAUACAGGGAGAGAAAGCCGAAAAUGAUACUGUAGCAGCCGCAUUGCCAUCGCCAGCACCUUCCCCUAUACCACCUGCAACAACAAAUACAUCCGAGCCACAAUCGGUGGCAGAGUCGGAAACCGAAUCGGUGGAUCCAUACGCUGAUAUGGAGCAUGCUGUAUUAAGCCACUGUGACAAUCCUGGACAGUUCUUCGUGCAUCCCUACGAUAAGUUGGAUGAGUUGCACAAGUUGCAGGAGAAUUUGCAAAUCGUUGCAAGCUCUUUGCCGCCUCUGAUGAGUGUUGUAAACAAUGCGCAUUGCAUUUCGUUGUACUCUGUGGACAAGCAGUGGUAUCGCGCAAAGAUCCUUGAUGCUGAACUGAUGGUAUUGAAGUUCAUUGACUUCGGCAAUACAGAUUGUGUGUCCGAUACAACUGAUGUGAAAGAAAUGAGCGUCUUCCCUGAUAUCGAACCACUGUGCAUGCCUUGCUCAUUGCCAAUUAAGCCGAACGGCACCGCUGACUGGGUCGAUGCAGCCAAUGCCAUUUUCAAUGAUUCGUAUAGCAAAUUGCUGAACUUCGAAUACAUUACACGCGGCGAUACGUAUAAGCGCAGCUUUAUACAUCUAUACAUUGAUGGAGUAAACAUCGCAGAUCGCUUAGUCGAAGAUGGUUUCGCCAAACACUUGGAAUUGGUAGAUUCCGGUGAAAACUGUUACAUAUCACAUGUUAAUAAUAUAAGCGACUUUUAUAUACAAUACGAAAAAGACUCAAAGGCACUUGAGCUGAUCGAGAUCUAUUUGGCCGAAAAUGAAAAGCUUAAAAAACUAGGAAAAUUCGAGUAUGCAAAAAUAGUUGCCGCACUCUUCCCUGAUGAUGAAAUGUGGUAUCGUGCUAAAUUGUUGAAGCAAGUGCCAAAUAAAGGCUAUGAAGUGCUGUUCAUUGAUUAUGGUAACACAUCCAUAAGUCUAGAAUGCCGUGAGAUCUCAGAGGAAAUUGCAAAUUUGCCACCACUAUCGAAGAAAUGCGCACUACAGCUGUCUGAGCAUUGCUUGGCCUGGUCCGACGCGGCUGAAGAGAAAUUCAGCGAGAUAGCUGCGCAAGGCGAAACAAUUUUCACUGUGGAAUUGCGUGAACCUGCUGCCGAACAUGCUUUAGUACAUCUACUGAUCGAUGGUCACAAUAUAAAUGCCGACCUUGAACCGCUGUGUGAACAGAAGCCUGCCGAGCUUGAGCUUAAUAUGAGCUUCAGCACGACCAUACAAUCUUCGGUAUUCGAGAGCGGCAAAAUCUACGAUGCAUUGGUUUCGCACGCAAAUUCGCCUACUGAUUUUUAUGUGCAAUUCAGUAAGGAUGCAAUACGCCUUGAUGAUAUGACCAGCAGCUUGAAUGCGCUUGGCAUGGAUGCGCUAAAGACACCGCAGGUCGGACAAUUAUGUGCUACUGUUUAUAGCGAAGACAAUACGCUUUAUCGUGCGCGUAUAUUGGAAACCAUCGCCGAAUCCGGAAAUAAGCAGCAGUAUCGUGUAAUAUUCGUUGAUUUUGGUAACGAAGCAAUCACAGAUGAUGUGCGCAUACUGCCGCACGACUUACAAGCACUACCGGAAUUCGCCAGACACUGUCAGUUGGCCGGCGUCGCGGAAGAAAUCGGCGAAGAUAAAGCGCAAGUGUCGAUCGAUGCAUUCAGCCAGCUGGUGGAAGAGUGUGAGGGUGUGGUGAAAAUUGAGUUUGUGGAGAGCAGGCAACCUACAACACCGGCACAAGUUAAACUAUACACAGCUAGCGGUGACGAAGAUCUUGGUGAAAGAUUGCAUGUGCUUAUUGCAAGCAUUAGCGCUAAUGCCACGGCGGCGGUGGUAACGCCACAAAUUGCAGACAACACAUGUAUAAUUUCGCAUGCAAUUUCACCAACACAUUUCUACAUACAGCCAAAAAUCAAUUCUCUACAUAUGGAGUUGGUGACUAAAACACUAACGAAAUCCGAUGCUGAGCAGCUGGCUGAAUUGGAAAGUAUUGAAGUGGGCGGCGUUUGUAGCGCAUACUGUGCUGAAGAUGAUUGCUACUAUCGCGGCAGAGUGCAAAAAGUUCUAGCCGGCGAUGGCGGCUACGAGAUAUUCCUGGUCGACUACGGCAAUAGCAUAAAUACGACACUUAUACGCGAAAUACCAGAAGAUUUGUAUGCCGUGCCGUCGUUGGCAUGGAAGUGCAAACUAAAUGCGGUACCCGAGGCGCCUGAAACGCUGCUAAAUGAAUGCUUUGCCGCACUUUUGGAAGCUCACUUUGGCGAAAUUUACGAAAUAGAGUCGGAUGAAACUGCUCCGGACGCCAGUGAGCGUGUACAUACUGUGAAAUUGCAAGCGAACUACAAAGAUCUGGCUGAGGAAUUGGCCGAAGCUGUGGCCAAAGGCGAUGCAGAGGAGGCGGCGGCCGCACUAUCACCGGUGCCUACGCUGUACAGCUGCAGCAUAAUACACGUGAACUCACCUGCAUCGUUCUACAUACAACUGGCCGAAGAUGUAUCAGCUGUAGAGAAGAUUACAGAUGUGCUAUUAGAUGCAGAGACUGACUUCCAACCCUUCACUGAUUUGCAAGUAGGCGCGCUAUGUGCUGCACAGUUCCCCGACGAUAUGGCAUUCUACCGAGCGGAGAUCGUACAGGUGCUUGAUGAAGGUAAAUGUGAAGUACAUUACCUGGACUUUGGUAACAAUUCAGUGACUGAUCAAUUCCGUGCCCUGCCGGAGGAUAUACUGCAUACCGAACCCUUCAGCAAACACUGCGCGCUCGAUGUUAACAUUGCGGGCAAUGUGGACGCAUGCAUGGUUUUUGCUCAAUUCAUUGAUUCGCGUUUUUCCGAAACAUUCCAGGUUGAGUUUCUGAAGACUACAGUAGAGCCGAAAAUCUGUCGCCUCUUCUAUCAGGAAAAGAAUGUGGCCCAUGAAGUGCUACAGCUGGUGAAGAGCAGUGCUAGCGAUGAUAGUACGCUGUUGAAUGGCGUGGGAGAUGGCGAUGUGACAUUGCGUGACAAGGCGGAAAACAUAGCUGCGGAUGUGGCAGGUGCUGGCGGCGAUGGGGCGAUUGCGCAGUAAUGUGCGGGUCAUUAGUAUUUGCAUAUAUGCAAUAAUAUUUCCGGCAGCAUUCAGCUGCACGACUGCAAGACUUAUCAACAAACUAGAGUGAGAUGAACCGACACUGAUUUUUAUCUAAAACAGUUAUUGGUGACUUGUGAGCGCAAGCUUUUAAUCAAUACUGACCACUGUGGUCUAGAGUGUGGUGCUAGAAUCGGGUUUUAAGCACCAUGAAUUGAAAAUGUGAAAACGAGCGGGAGAGUAGGAGAAAAUUUGUGUGAUAUACUUUAUAGUUUUUUGUUGGAAAUGUGACUUUGUUGUAAAGUCAAUGAGAAAUGCGAAAAGUAACGCUUUCUUUUUCAUUCAGAAAACUAGAUUCUAAAUAUAAAAUGGAAGAUAAAGUUCCCUUUUGAGGGGUUUCUCAACGGCCGCCUUGCGAAAACUUUUUUUAAUGAAAUCAAAGCGAUGUUUUUAAUUUUUUUUAUAUUUUGUUUUUCAAAAGUUGCAACCAUAAAGUCUUAACUACAUAUAUUUUAAAGCACGCGAGAUGGCUGCAGAGAAAAAUGAAUUACUUUUUGAUUUAAUUUUUAUUUUUUUUUAAUUUUAUAAUAAUAAAUUGCCCACAAAGAGUUGGAGAUCGAGUUUAUUAUUGAAUUACUCGCAAAUAUAAAUGUACUAAAUACUCCUCUUAAAGCUCGAUAAUAAUGUGCUAAACCAAGGCGCUUGAGUGAAAUUUAGAUCUCAAGCCAGGAAACUGAAACGAUUGAUUUUGAAGCGAAAACAAAAAUCUCGAAAAUGAACAAAAAAAAAAUGUAAAAUAUAAAAACUAAAAAAAAUCGAGUCUAACAAGCAUAAUUAUAUAACGAAAGCAUUAAACAUACAUACAUGAUUAUUAUAAAAUACUUAAAAACCAACCAAAAAAAUUAUAUUUGCUCAAUCUGUAUUUCAAAUACCUAAACAUAGAUACAUAUACUUGUAACACAUACAAAAAAGCUGGAAAAAGCAAAUUUUGCUCAGCAAAAAAAAA
Rhagoletis pomonella (apple maggot) is the source of this 9410-nucleotide messenger RNA. It is a transcript of the gene tud, whose product is annotated as maternal protein tudor. NCBI's taxonomy places the organism in Eukaryota, Metazoa, Arthropoda, Insecta, Diptera, Tephritidae. The record is from RefSeq and is a predicted model, not a curated record. The transcript is spliced from 9 exons. Gene Ontology annotation, biological process: spermatogenesis. Bases 338 to 8404 code for a protein of 2688 amino acids.